Anneissia japonica is the source of this 656-nucleotide messenger RNA. RefSeq names its product neural cell adhesion molecule 2-like. The transcript is spliced from 5 exons. Lineage: Eukaryota; Metazoa; Echinodermata; Crinoidea; Comatulida; Comatulidae. The coding region runs from base 1 to 627 and encodes 208 amino acids. The record is from RefSeq and is a predicted model, not a curated record.
AUGGCAAAAAGAGAUGACCAACCAAAGGUAUGUGAAUCAGCUUUCGAUUUAAUAUUUGACAUUAGUAUCAAUACUGUUGUUGAAGGUGAACCUAUAACGUUUGUAUGUUCAGUAAAUUCUAAACCUGAUCCAGUAGUCAAUUUAUACAAAGAUGAGACUCCAAUUAGCAGAGAAACAACAACAAAUCUAACAUAUAACAUUGGUAAUGUGGUGAGGAGUGACAGGGGGAACUACAAAUGUGAAGCAAGUAACAUAGUUGGUAGUGAUACAUCUCAAGUCCAGCGAUUGGACGUUCAUGAUAUACCUGAAUUUGAUUCAGCAGAUGAAGUCACUGUUGGUCAUGAAGAACAGUAUGUUAUUGAACUUGAAGUCUCAGCAAAUCCUAGUGAUGUCACUUAUCAAUGGACCACAAAUCAUCCGGGAAUUGAAAAUACAGACACUAACCCAGCAACGUUCACAUUCAAUGAUCCAGAUGGUAGUGUCACAGUGUUCACAAUAACACUUACUGUUACUAAUAGUAUUGGAUUGACAACAAAGUCGAUUAAAAUAAUUGUAAUGGGUAGCAUUAGAUAUGAUAUCAAGACUUUUCAUUACUUGGGCCUUGUUGUACAGGUAGUUAUGUCAUAAUACUUUAUUAAAUUACAUCUAGGCCUAUU